Zerene cesonia (dogface butterfly) is the source of this 1226-nucleotide messenger RNA. RefSeq names its product mediator of RNA polymerase II transcription subunit 21 (gene MED21). Gene Ontology annotation, molecular function: transcription coregulator activity. The record is from RefSeq and is a predicted model, not a curated record. NCBI's taxonomy places the organism in Eukaryota, Metazoa, Arthropoda, Insecta, Lepidoptera, Pieridae. The transcript is spliced from 3 exons. Gene Ontology annotation, cellular component: mediator complex. Gene Ontology annotation, biological process: regulation of transcription by RNA polymerase II. The coding region runs from base 171 to 617 and encodes 148 amino acids.
UCUGUGUACUUGUGUCAAAUGUGAAGUGUCAGCUUAGAUCUAUUUAUCCGUGUGAUUAUAAUAAAUGAAAAUCACAAGGGUAAUUUUAUAUUAACAGAAAAUUUGUGAAUAUAGUAUUACUUUAAUGUUCAUAACGAUUUAAACUAUUUAAAUAAAUAAAAUCAUCAAAAAUGGCAGAUCGUCUGACACAGUUACAGGAUACGAUAAACCAACAAGCAGAGCAUUUUUGCAACAGCAUUGGUAUAUUGCAGCAGUUCUCCUCACCUAGUAAAUUCCCUGGUUUUGAUCGUAGCGGAUCGCAAACUCCGCAGCAACAACAGAGUCAAGAAGAUUAUGCAGUGUUAUUCGCAACAUUGAUAUCUCGUUGUGCUAAGGACAUUGACACACUUAUUGAAUCAUUGCCGAGUGAAGAGAGUUCUACAGAACUCCAAGUGCAGAGUCUCAGGCGUUUGGAGGCGGAAAAUAAGGAAGCAGCGGAGCAAUUGGAGGAGGUUGUCCGCCAAGGUGAAAUACUUCUUGAGAAAAUUCAAGGUGCACUCAGUGAUAUAGCUCAGAGUCAACUUGAUAUGCAGAAUCCAGCGUUGAUACUAGAAAAGGAUGUUAAGCCGCAGUUAUAGAACAGAAAAUAUGGUGGUUGGUGCCAUCGGUGAUGAACUAAUAGUGCUAAGUGAAGGCAAAAGAACUGCUAAUAUAAGACAUUAACAAUGCAUCUUUUGCAUAUUUAUUAUUAUAACAUUGUCAUAUGCAACAGUUUUUGUAUUUUAAUAUCAGUGAAAGUAUCUGGAAGUAAAAGUAUUUUUAAUAGAUUACAAAAAUACAGUUCUCCAGUUAUUUAAAAUAAGAUUUUUACUUUAAUAAGUAUUAUUUGUAAAUUUAUUGCAUACAGUAAAAUCUCGAUUAACUGGCCCUUUGUUAUACAGUUCCAUUACUAUCUGGUCUACCAAUUGAUUAAAUGAUUAAACGUAUGAUAUAACAGCAAUUGAGAGAAAGCGGCUUACAUCAGCUGAAUAUUAUCAAAUAUUUUAAUAAAAUUAUACAUAUUCUUUUAUUUCAUAAGAAGUUUUCUGCUUCCCUGUCAAAAAAAUUGGAAUUCAAAUGAGUGAAAUCCACUCCAUGGGAAUUGAUUUUUCACCACAGCAAAAAUUAGCCUAUGUCACUGUCUAGACUUUUUCAUAUCUCCAGACAAAAAUUGUUCCAUGCUCCAUUGCAAUGUGAAAGAAAAAAAA